This is a messenger RNA of Cynara cardunculus var. scolymus (artichoke), 1469 nucleotides long. RefSeq names its product transcription factor MYB44-like. Gene Ontology annotation, molecular function: DNA-binding transcription factor activity, RNA polymerase II-specific; RNA polymerase II cis-regulatory region sequence-specific DNA binding. Bases 1 to 1146 code for a protein of 381 amino acids. Gene Ontology annotation, cellular component: nucleus. NCBI's taxonomy places the organism in Eukaryota, Viridiplantae, Streptophyta, Magnoliopsida, Asterales, Asteraceae. The record is from RefSeq and is a predicted model, not a curated record. The transcript has a single exon. Gene Ontology annotation, biological process: regulation of DNA-templated transcription.
AUGUUCAUGGCUUGCAGUAAUCCCAAGAAAGAUAUCGAUCGAAUCAAAGGCCCAUGGAGUCCUGAAGAAGAUGACAUGCUUCAACAGCUUGUUGAUAAACAUGGCCCUAGAAAUUGGUCUCUUAUCGGAAAAUCUAUACCUGGUAGAUCCGGGAAAUCCUGCCGGUUACGGUGGUGCAACCAGCUUUCGCCACAGGUGGAGCACCGGGCCUUUACGGAGGAAGAAGAUGAGACGAUUCUUCGUGCUCAUGCUCGCUUUGGAAACAAGUGGGCGACGAUUGCGCGGUUGUUGUCUGGCCGGACGGAUAACGCCAUUAAAAACCACUGGAACUCGACCUUGAAAAGGAAGUGUUCGUCUAUGACGAAUGAAGAGUUUAAUGAGUUUUCUAUUCAACAGCCUUCGUUAAAGCGAUCGGUGAGUGCCGGGUCGGCGGUUCCUGUUUCGGGUCGUUAUUUUAAUCCGGGUAGUCCGUCGGGAUCCGACGUGAGUGAUUCCAGUGUGGCUGCGAUUUCGUCGUCGCAUGUAUACCGGCCAGUCGCGAGGUCCGGCGCGGUGGUUACUUCGCAAAUCGAAGUCGCGACGUCGUCUCCUCCGCCGCCGCCACCACCACCGUUGCCGAAGGAUCCUCCUACUUUGUUAAGCUUAUCGCUUCCAGGAGUUGAACCAAAAGAGUCGACAUCCACCGCGACCCCGAUGCUGUUAAUGCCACCAAAACCGGUGGCGAGUCAGUUACCACCACCGCCACCGCCUCCACCUCCUCCGAUCCCCAUCCAAGCCAUGCCGUUACGACAAGUUCCGAUCGAUCGUCAACAAAACCUUAGCCUAAACAACACCGACCUCAUGUCAUCGAUCCCGAUGGCGAUUUCAACGGCGAUGCUUCAGCUUAAAGUAUCCCGAGAUCCGGUGGCGGCUGUAGGUCAACCGGAGAAAUCUUUCACGCCGUUCAGUGCCGAGUUUUUGUCUGUGAUGCAAGAAAUGAUAAGGACGGAGGUGAGGAAUUACAUGACGACCGUAGAACAACAUAACCCACAACAAAGAUCCGGCGACGGUGGCGGAAUGUGCAUGAAACAGGCGGCGAGUGGCGUCGGCGAAGGGUUUAGGAACAAAGCGGUGGUGAAGAGAAUCGGAAUUAGCAAGAUCGAUUAGGCAUAGAUUUAUUUAUAGGCGAUGAUCGGAGCCGGCGGCCCUGAGGCCCUGAAAAAUUGAGACGAUGAUCGGAGAAAAGGGAAAGAAACGAUCUUUGUUGCAUUUCUCUCUGUUAAUUAUAUAAAUAUGCCCAAGAAAAGACUAAAAAAGAAGAAAUAAUUAUGUACAGGGUAAUAUUUGGAAAUGUAAGAGAAAUAGAAGGGGUUAAAAUGGAGGUUUACAAAAAAGGCCCUCCUUUUGGAUUUCAAUCUUGGUGGGUGUUUUUGAUAUUUGUUUCUAACCCCAAUUUGAUCAUGUUCAAGAUUUGAUAUUGGUUUGUUUGA